AUGCAGACACUGACAGAUUCCCUCCAGGCUCCCGAACCCGACGGACACUUCCAGUUCCGCAUCAUCGUGCUAGGGGAUGCGGCCGUGGGCAAGUCCUCGCUGCUGCGCUGCUUCGCCGACGGGCUGCGUGGAGGUCCUGGUGGGGCAGCCACCCCCAGCCCCACAGUCGGUGUCGAGUUCUACAGCCGGACUAUCCUGAUGCCGCCCACCGGCAAGGCCAAGCUGCAGCUCUGGGACACGGCCGGCCAGGAGCGGUUCAGAUCCAUCACUAGGUCUUUCUACCGGAGUGCGGCGGGGGUGCUGCUGGUGUUUGACCUCACCAACCGGGCAUCUUUUGAGCACAUCCCUGACUGGUAUCACCAGGCUGCGGGUGACCAGCCGCCUGCCUUUGUCCUGGUGGGACACAAGUGUGACCUGGUGGCCGAGCGAGCCGUGUCAGCAGAAGAAGCUGGACACCUCGCCACCAGCCUGGGCAUGACCUUUGUGGAGACCUCAGCCCGCAGCAGCUUCAACGUGGAGUUUGCCUUCCAGACACUGGCUGGGGGUAUCCAGCAGGCACUGGGCCGGGGGAUCCUUGCCCAACACCAUGGAUGUGAUGGCAUCAGGCUCAUCCCCAACCAGAGUCGCCGCCAGCCCCCAGCAGGGAGGGAGCCCCAGGAGCUCUGCCAGUGCUGA
Hirundo rustica (Barn swallow) is the source of this 675-nucleotide messenger RNA. Its product is annotated as ras-related protein Rab-42-like. Bases 1 to 675 code for a protein of 224 amino acids. Gene Ontology annotation, cellular component: Golgi membrane. The transcript is spliced from 2 exons. Gene Ontology annotation, molecular function: GTPase activity; GTP binding. NCBI's taxonomy places the organism in Eukaryota, Metazoa, Chordata, Aves, Passeriformes, Hirundinidae. The record is from RefSeq and is a predicted model, not a curated record.